Molecule: messenger RNA, 1473 nt
Organism: Cryptosporidium muris RN66
Lineage: Eukaryota; Apicomplexa; Conoidasida; Eucoccidiorida; Cryptosporidiidae
Exons: 1
Coding region: 1-1473 (490 amino acids)
Source: RefSeq, a predicted model, not a curated record
AUGAGCUCCAGGUCACUAGAGAAGAUAUCAGGAAUAGAUGAAAACCUUUGUGUAUUAAGUGAAGAAGUAAGGAAUCUAGAAAACGAGAUUAGAAAAAAAAAUCAGCUAAACGAGAAUAACACUGCAGUAAGUAUCAAUACUAUAUAUAAGGAUAUGAUGGAUAAAAGUAGCUAUGAAAGUAAUGCAGACCCAGUAUCAAAUGUAACAUGCUCCAAGAUACAUCUAAAUGAAUAUGGAGGUAUUAAAUCUGAUGAAUUAAUAAUGAAUGUAAAUCAGGUAAAUAAUCAACAAUAUGAAAUUCAGCAAACUGAUAAUAAUUCUUGUGUAAAUAAAUUAUUUAAUGAUAAUUAUUUAAACAAAUCUUGUGUAGAUCAAAAUAUCCCUAACUAUGUUAUAGAAUUUACCGAGGCUAGAGAAAUAAAUAGACCUGAGAUAAAUAAAUCUACUCCACAGAGAAUUCUGGAUCCAAUUCAUUCUAAAAACAUCUUAUAUUCUACUCCAGUAACUAAAACAAAUAUAGGCAACUCACCUUAUAAAGGAUGUUUUCAAUCUCCAUAUUAUCAAACUAUUUCCGAUAUGAGAUAUAAUAGUCAAAUAGUUACUCCUAUAACAGCAAAUAUUCCAUUUAAUCAAGUAAAUAUGAUAUACUACCAACCAAACUAUCUAGCAUUGGGUAGUCCUAUACCUUAUGCAUAUUCUCCACCAGUAAAUUCAUGUCCACAAAUUUUAGGUAGCUCAAUGCAACCACCAACCAGCCUUAUUCCUCCUAAUUAUACAGAUAUUAAUCCUAUAUCUAUCAAUGGAGUUAAUUCUAUUCAAACUAGUUCUAUGACCCCUAUGAUAGCAACUCCCACAAUAAAUCCAAUUCCUAAUUUAAAUCCUACAACUACACCAGUUAUGCAAAACUCUGUAUCAGAUUCCAAAACUGCAAAAAAAAUCCCAAUUCUUCCUGCAGAGUCUCCUAUAUUAGCCCAAUAUUUAUUAACUGCAAUGGCAGAAGAAUGUAUUCAAAAAAAGAAAUCCUUUAAACAACCUUGUGAGGUUGAAAGAGUUCAUUGUUUUAAACCGGAACCAAAAAUUGAUUUCAAUAAUCCAGUCAGAUUCUCCUCAGAUAUCUUCAAGCGUAAAUGUAGAUUUCUAAAACAUAACAUGGGACAUUCUAAUAUUAACAAGGAUAAUGGUGAUAAAGUAGAAAACCAAAUUCCAAUCGAACAGACAGUUAGUCAACCUUCUCAGCCAUCUUCUCAGCCAUCCUCAUGUGUGACAUUUAAAGCCUCAAUACCAAUUAAUAUAAAACCAGAUGAUCCAUUUUCAGAUGCUAUAGGUAAAGUAAUAAGAUCAAAAAUAGAGACUUCUCAAUUUAAAAAUAAUCAAAUACUCUUUACAAACUCAACUCCCUGUGUAAUGCCUCCAAACAAUAUAGUUUAUGUAAAUACCACCAAUGGUCUAAGUACAAAUAUACAUAGCUAUUGA